Messenger RNA from Erinaceus europaeus (western European hedgehog), 6963 nucleotides. It is a transcript of the gene PPP1R3A, whose product is annotated as protein phosphatase 1 regulatory subunit 3A. NCBI's taxonomy places the organism in Eukaryota, Metazoa, Chordata, Mammalia, Eulipotyphla, Erinaceidae. Bases 27 to 3344 code for a protein of 1105 amino acids. The transcript has 4 exons. The record is from RefSeq and is a predicted model, not a curated record. Gene Ontology annotation, molecular function: glycogen binding; protein phosphatase 1 binding. Gene Ontology annotation, cellular component: protein phosphatase type 1 complex. Gene Ontology annotation, biological process: regulation of glycogen biosynthetic process.
UCCUUUAUUUGAUAUCAGAGAGCCCAAUGGAGUCUGCUGAAGAACCUAGUCAGACUAGCAAAGAUAAUUUUUUAGAAGUUCCUAAUUCAUCUGAUUCUCUUUAUGAGGAUGAAGAAGUUAAAGCUGCCUUCAAACUUGGUUUCUCCCCCCAACCAAGUAGACGGGGUUCUGAUUCUUUUGAAGAUAUGUAUCUGGACACUCCACCUUCAGGUACAAGAAGAGUUUCAUUUGCUGAUACCUUUGGAUUUAAUCUUGUGUCUGUCAAAGAAUUUGAUUGCUGGGAAUUACCAAGUGUAUCAACAAAUUUCGACUUAAGGAAUGAUAUUUUCCACACAGAAUAUUUUUUAUCACCAUUAUUUGAUUUGCCUUCCUCAAGAGAAGAUCUUAUGCAACAUCUUCAAGUACAAAAGGCAGUAUUGGAGUCUACUGAGUAUUUGCCUGGGUCUACAUGUAUGAAGGGUAUUAUUCGAGUGUUGAAUAUUUCUUUUGAGAAGUUAGUAUAUGUAAGAAUGUCCUUAGACGAUUGGCAGACACAUUAUGACAUUUUAGCAGAAUAUGUUCCAAAUUCAUGUGAUGGAGAAACUGACCAGUUCUCCUUUAAGAUUUCAUUAGUUCCUCCUUAUCAAAAAGAUGGCAGUAAAGUUGAGUUUUGUAUUCGUUAUGAGACUUCUGUUGGUACAUUUUGGUCAAAUAAUAACGGCGCAAAUUAUAUACUGGUUUGCCAAAAGAAAGAACAAGAUCUGGAACCUAUAAAGCCCCGGGAAGAAGUUCUUAGUAGACAAAUAAAAGGUUGUUUAAAGGUAAAAUCAAGUAAAGAAGAAUCAUCAAUAACAUCAAAUGAGAAUGGCUGUGAGAACUCAAAUGUUACAGAUACCUAUAUCCCAACAAUUGUUUGUUCUCAUGAAGAGAAGGAAGACUUGGAAGCCAGUGAUCAAAAUGUGAAAGAGCAUGAUGAACAUAAUGAAAAAGAAUUAGACUUGAUGAUAAAUCAACAUUUAAAAAGAACUGGACAUACUGCCUCCAGAGAUGAAAAGAAUACAUUUUCAACAGAUACAGUCAAUUUGCCAAAUAAGUCUGAUGGUUUAGAGAAGAAGCAAAAGCAUGGCAAAGUAUGUACUGACUUGUUUAAAAGGCCUUUGUCUCCAAGUUCAUCAAUAGAAAGCUCCAUAGAAAGACACAUUCAUCACAAUGAAAAAUGUCCCUCAGAAAAGGAGUAUAUUCAUCAAACUUUAGAAGAAACUGCUUCAAAUGUGGGAGAAAUCAAGCUAUUACAGGGUGAUACUACGAGUGAUGAGUUAAUACAAUUAAAUAGGAACAGAAAGGAAUUAUUAGGUGAUAAUGCUAAUCCAGCUCAAGAGAGAGACAAAAAGCAACUAUCUUGUCCCUCCUCAUUCCAACUAAUUAUAGACAACCCUAAUACAACACAUGAGGAAAGAGCUAAGGAAGUUGAAAUGGAAGAUGGGGAAUAUUUAAGAAGAAGUUUCCCUUCAAAUGAAUCUGUAGGCAAAGGGUCUUCCAAAAGUGGAGAUGAGGAUGAUCAGAGAAUAUUUUCAGGUGUUAGUGAAGAACAAAGAAAUUUUCAGUCAAUCUUAAAAGACCAAGGGAGAAAGACAAGACACUCUGACCUAAGUAUAGAAGAAACUGGAGCUAGUAAUAGAGAUCUCACUGCUCUGCCAUGGAAUUACACCACAAUUUCUACCCAGAUAACCACAGCAGAUAUAUUUCCAUCACUAAGGGCAAAUCUAAAUUGGGAAGAAACUGUGUUAACUGCCCCACAACAUAAUCCCUUGGCUAGUGAAGGCUGCACUUUAGGAGGAACUUCUGGUCAAGUGUGUUCACCAAAAAAUGAAAAUGUUUUGGGUAAUGAUUACACUUUCCAAGUUGUAAAAGAAGAAUCAGAGUGGAUUUAUCCUGAAGAUUGGAAUAGGAAUGUACCAUAUAAACAAAAUUGGAAAGUCCAGAAAAGUCAAGGAGAAGUAAAAACGAGUAUAACAAAUAUGACAGGGCAAAUCAAAGAACAAAAGGAUUAUGAGGAUGUGAGGGGAAAAAGUGAUAAUACAAGGAGCUUAAGAGCUACUACUACUGGAAAAUUGUUUACCUGCCAAGAAACAGUGAGCUGUAAACUGUCUUCUCUAGCUGAUCAUGGUAAGACUGAGAAAGCAGAAGCAGGUACAGCUUAUAUAAUUAAGACAACAUCAGAAAGCAUGUCUGCUAGAGAAAACGCAAUAAUUGCUAAGCUAUCUCAAGAGACAGCACAAAGUGACAGGCCCACCGAGGUAAAGGAAACAGUGUUUGAUCCACAUGAAGGGAGAAAUGAUGAUUCACAUGAUACCCUUUGUCAACGAGAUACAGUACAUGUAAUCUAUGACAACGAUUCUGAAAAGGAAUCAUGCCUAGGUAUUUGUAAUGUACAUGUAGAUGAAACAAAGAAGGAAGAUACCAUAUCUAUGUACAAUCCUGGAAAAUUACAUGACAGAAAGAAGCAUGGGAUUGGAAAUACAGCAUCUGUAGAAGAAUCCUUACAGCUCAUUAAAGGUAAUCAAAAGGCAGUCUCCACACUGGAUUUACAUUUGGGAGUGUUACCAACAGACACAAAAAUAUUUCAAGAAAAUAGAGACCAUGAACAAAUCCAAGAAUUUUCAAAGAAAAUGAAUGCAGAUACCUUUCACCUUUCUGCUUUGAAUUCAGACAAUAAUAGAGUUUCUCCUAAAGACUCUCAAGUUGUCAAUCAUCAUGGUAAAACUUCAGCAUCAUCUCAUAAACAGGAAAUUGCUAUAGAGAAUAAACUCACUACUAUGGCUCUCCAGUCUAUGUCCACCAAGUCAGAAUAUAAUUGUAACCCAACAAGUGAAAUGCAGAGUAUUGAAAAGUAUUGUCAUCCUAGCUCUAAACCUGAAGAAGUUUCCAAAAGUUCAGAAACAUUAACAUCAAGUAGUAAAAGAGAGAGAUGUGUAAGUCGUAUUUUACGAAUAGGAGAACGCAAUGUGGGAAAAUCUCUAGGACCAAUGAUUUUGGUCAGUGAAGCAUUUGAGAACAUGAAAGAGGCAAAACACGAAAAUGCAGGAUUAGUAAACUCUGGACAAUUGCUCUGCCCUUCAGAUGACAAGGACUCUGAGAGCUCUGCUUCAGCUAGUCUCUCUGUCCAGGAAAGCCAAGCUCAAAGCAGUGAAUCUCUUCUUUCAAGAUACACCCACUCAAAAAUGUCUCAUUUACUUUUGUUUCUGAUAUUUCUUGCAACCAUCUACCACUAUGACUUAAUGAUUGGAUUGGCAUUCUACCUUUGUUCAUUGUUCUGGCUAUCUUGGGAAGGAGGGAGACAAAAAGAAUCUGUUAAAAAGAAGUAACCUCAGCAUUUUUGCUAUUCUUUCUUAAAAGAGAAGCUAUUUGGUCCCAUACAUUUGUAUUGUUGAAAGAGACUGUUCAUUGUUCAAAGAGCCAGUGCAGUUUUUCUCUUGAAGGAUCAUUUAAAAAGGAAUGCGUAUGAAGUUUUCUCCUUCAUAUAAGUAAUUAUUCUAUAUAGGACCAUUAUGUUUGGAUCAUUAAAUACCUAUAUGAAUAUGAGAUGUGAAGCACGUCAAGUUGAAAUUAGGUACAGCUGUUGCUCCUUAGCAGGCUAUGAAGUUGUAAUGCUUCACAUCUCUUCACUACUUAAAGUGCCAUUUCUUGCAUUCAUUUCUUUUGCAAUAGAGCUUCAUUUUUCCCCCUGAGAGCAUUUUCCCCCUACAGUUUUAAAAACAGAUAAAACAUGGACAAUGGCAGAGGGCUAUUUUGGUCUUUAAGUAUUAGCUGUGAAAUUUGCAUUUGCCACUUUGCAUUUAUCAGCAUAUAUGAAAGGCUGAAUCUUUCAACUUAUAUUUCUUAGUUUUAAGAACAGCACAAUAUGUAUCAAAUAUGCAAGCUUAAACAGAAGAAACACAGUUCUUUGAAUAAUACUUUAUAAAAACAUACAUCUUUUUAUUCCUUUAUAGCUACAAAGUAAGGAACUUCCUAAGUCAAAUCUGACAAAAACUGAAACAACUGGAAAAUGAUCUUUCAUUUCUGUAAAAUUUUAUUGGUGAUCCAUCUUUAAAUAGUGCUUCUUUCUUGUAAAUGUAGACUAUAGGGCAGCACAGCUGAAAUUUUUUAGUAUCAACUAUUUUCAGAGUUCAAAGUCCAAAAUUUCACACACAUUUUUUGGAAUGAAAUUUGCCUAUAAAAAUAAAAAAAUUAAUGAUAGAAAUAUUUUUCAAAUGAGCUAUUCCUCUUAGUUGUAUAUUUUUUCUUCAUUUUCUUCUCUCAUUAUAAGACAAUGAAAUAUCUCCCAAGAUGCAUUUAAAGAACAAACAACUAACCACUGGUGAUGUUAUCACCAGCUUGACUGCUAGGUUGUUAGGUGAUUACUCAAAAUCUUAAUUAGGAAAAUAGAUAAAUAUGAAAAUCUACUAAGGAAGACAUGAAUAUCCAGUAUAGCAAUAACUCUGGCUGCUGUUAUUAAUUAUGGCUAAAUAUGUGAAAUAAUAGACCUAAUUAUUUUAGUUACAUGGGGUAGUAGUACAAGGAUUCUUAAUUAAUUUACCGACUACUUAUUGAAUGACUACUUUGUGCAACAUCCUGUGCUCUGUUCUAUGGAUGAACAUUUCCUUUCAUAGCACAUAUAGCUAAUCCUCAGGAAGGAAGAACAAGCAUAUAGCAUAUAGUCAAAGACAUUUGUCUUUGUCAGGAAGAUAAAAAUGGGUCAUAUCAAGAGAUCCCAUUUGAUUUAUUCCUUCUCAAUAGGCACCUCUUUCAUUGAUCUUUAUGGAAAGAUAAUAUUUCUUUACCUGUAAAGGUAAAUUUAAUAAGUGAAACUUGCAUAUGAAAGUCCAUAUUUCUAAGAAAUAUAUGUUUAUUGAAGGAAAAUAUGAGAACAAGGUACUUAAAUCAAUUUUUAUGUGAGUGAGUCUCAAUUUUUACUAAUUAUGUAACUAUUUCCAAAUCCUUUAAUUGUAUGCUUCUUUCAAGUCCCAUUGAAAUUGAAACUUUUAAACUGAACUAAUAUAAACAUCCUGAAGUGGAAAUUAAAGCAAAUAUUUGAUUGUUUGAGAAAGUUCAUUUUCAUUAAACAAGAGUGGAAUACUCUAGGCACUAUCAAGAAUAUUAUCUCUAAAAUUACUGCCCUGAUAAUUUUGUUGACAAGUCUAAAUUACAAUGGAAUUGAAGCUAGCAUUUAUCUGGUUCUUAAUGCUUCAUUUUUGUAUUCUACCUCUAAGAGUUUCUGUCAAUAUACGAGAUCUUAUUAAUGUAAAGCAUACUACAUAACUUUAUGAACAAAGGUUCCCAGACUGUAAUUGCUCCUUUAUUCAUAAAAGAAAGUGAAUUAUUUUAUCUUGUUUGCUUGAAUUUUUGUAUUACUGAGUUACUAGGUUUUUUUUUUUUAUGAAUCUCUGUGACGUAACAAUAGAAAUUUCAAAGGUUUUAAAAUACUUAGCUAUGCAUUCUUUUGCACGAAAUUAAGAAAUAAUUGAUGGACUUUCAAACAUAAUUUAUGAAGAAUUUUAAAGUCAUAAACACUUAUGAACCUAUUGCUAGGUGGAGAGGUAGAUUUCUUCAAUCUGAUGUAGUCAUGUCACUGAACAAAAGGCUCUCAGGAUAAAGGAGCAGUCUUUGCUUAGUAAAGAAUCAACUGGUAAUCUUCAUGAUCAGGGUAAUCUUUACAAGUAUAACUACUCUUGCUGUGUCUCCUAAAGUAUUAGUUAUGGGCCAAAAGAAAUCAUGAUGUGAGGUGUGUAUUGCAUUUUUGUUUUCUAUACUAGGUAGGAAAUGUGAUAUAAAAAUCAGCAUUCUUUAACUGAAUUUCUGGUUAUUGGAAAAAAAAUCUACUAUUGAAGUGAUAAGUCAAGCAGUUGUAGAUAAUAAAUAUAAAAUAUCACAUUUUUAUAAGCUGAAAAUAUCUCAUAUCUUUGAAAGAAUAGAUGUGUCAAUGAAAUAAUGUUUAUCUUUCAAUAUUUAAGAACAAUGGGGAAAUGUACUUCUGUUUCUGUUUAGUUUCAAUGUUUUGCUAGUGAAUUAUUUGAAGAAUAGUAUAUUUAUGUUUUGUGACAUAUCUAUUUUUUUGUCAUCUGUAACAGUUCAGUGGUUAAAUGGAAAACUUAAAAAUGACUAAUAGAAAUUUUGGAAAAUAAGUAAAAUAUCCUAUUUUUCCAGACAAAUUUAUAGCACUUUAAAAAUACUUUUUCAGUCAGGAAUCAGUUCACAUCACAGAUGAUGGUGAUAGUGCUCAUUGACAUGUUCCACAUAAAUAAAUCUAUUAUUAAUUUUUAAUCAGAGCACAGCUUAACUCUGACUUACAAUGAUGUGGAAGUUUGAAUCUGGGAAUUCUAAGCCUAAAUAAACCUGAAAAAGCAAACAAAAGUAAAAUAUACAAAAGUUAGUAGGAGAAAUAGUAAAAGUACAGACUAGAGGACUGUAUUGUUUAGGACCAGCUCAUCUACUGGUUUCUGUUAUCAUAACACCUGACUUCUCUUUUAAAUCUUUGCCAAUAGCCUAUAUAACUUUAACUAUGAAAGGAUUAUUAUUUGUUAUUUACAUCAUGUUUUAGCCAGUUCCAGUGGCAUCUGUAUUAGGAGAUGCUUUAAUAAGAUAUCAGAAAAGUAUGAUAUAACAUGCAGUAUUAAUGUUUCUGUGAUCAUCUACAGGAAGAAAAUUGCUGAAAAAAUUGUUUGGUUAAUUUUAUAUACUUAAUUUAUUCUUUAUUAAAUUGUUACUUAUUUAAAUUGUUAUUAGAAACCAUUUAGAGUAAAAAAUCAUGUUAGCAUAAUAUACUUUCCAUCUUUUAAAAAUAGAUGUGAUCAUAAUUCAAAUUCUUUAGCAUCACCAAAAUCUUUUUUAAACAGAAACUUAAAAUUUUACUAAAUUUUUUUGCAUAUCUUUGAACAGUCACAUGUUUUACAAGAAAUGUUACUACUGUAGUGUUAAGACUUUAUUAAACAAACAACUAUUUAAAGU